Messenger RNA from Panthera uncia (snow leopard), 2081 nucleotides. RefSeq names its product BR serine/threonine kinase 2 (gene BRSK2). The record is from RefSeq and is a predicted model, not a curated record. Gene Ontology annotation, cellular component: cytoplasm. Gene Ontology annotation, molecular function: tau-protein kinase activity; protein serine/threonine kinase activity; ATP binding. The coding region runs from base 74 to 1984 and encodes 636 amino acids. The transcript is spliced from 21 exons. Gene Ontology annotation, biological process: protein phosphorylation; microtubule cytoskeleton organization; intracellular signal transduction. Lineage: Eukaryota; Metazoa; Chordata; Mammalia; Carnivora; Felidae.
GAUUCACUGUGUCACAUGCCAGAAGGUGGCCAUCAAAAUUGUCAACCGGGAGAAGCUCAGCGAGUCUGUGUUGAUGAAGGUGGAGCGGGAGAUUGCCAUCCUGAAGCUCAUCGAACACCCUCACGUUCUAAAGCUGCACGAUGUUUAUGAAAACAAAAAAUAUUUAUACCUGGUGCUAGAACACGUGUCUGGUGGAGAGCUCUUCGACUACCUUGUCAAGAAGGGCAGGCUGACCCCCAAAGAGGCUCGGAAGUUCUUCCGACAGAUCAUCUCUGCGCUAGACUUUUGCCACAGCCACUCCAUAUGCCACAGGGAUCUGAAGCCAGAAAACCUUCUACUGGAUGAGAAGAACAACAUCCGAAUCGCGGAUUUCGGCAUGGCGUCGCUGCAGGUUGGCGACAGCCUGCUGGAGACCAGCUGCGGGUCCCCCCACUACGCCUGCCCCGAGGUGAUCCGGGGGGAGAAGUAUGACGGCCGCAAGGCGGACGUGUGGAGCUGCGGCGUGAUCCUGUUCGCCCUGUUGGUGGGGGCUCUGCCCUUUGACGACGACAACCUGAGGCAGCUGUUGGAGAAGGUGAAGCGGGGUGUUUUCCACAUGCCGCACUUCAUCCCACCCGACUGCCAGAGCCUGCUGCGCGGCAUGAUCGAGGUGGACGCGGCCCGGCGCCUCACGCUAGAGCACAUUCAGAAACACAUAUGGUAUAUAGGGGGCAAGAACGAGCCCGAGCCGGAGCAGCCCAUCCCCCGCAAGGUGCAGAUCCGCUCGCUGCCCAGCCUGGAGGACAUCGACCCCGACGUGCUGGACAGCAUGCACUCGCUGGGCUGCUUCCGGGACCGCAACAAGCUGUUGCAGGACCUGCUGUCCGAGGAGGAAAACCAGGAGAAAAUGAUUUAUUUCCUUCUCCUGGACCGGAAAGAAAGGUACCCGAGCCACGAGGACGAGGACCUGCCCCCCAGAAACGAAAUAGACCCUCCUCGGAAGCGUGUGGACUCCCCAAUGCUGAACCGGCACGGCAAGCGGCGGCCGGAACGCAAGUCCAUGGAGGUGCUCAGCGUGACAGACGGCGGCUCCCCGGUGCCCGCGCGGCGGGCCAUCGAGAUGGCCCAGCAUGGCCAGAGUAAAGCAAUGUUCAGUAAAAGCCUGGAUAUCGCUGAAGCCCACCCCCAAUUCAGCAAAGAAGACAGGUCCAGGUCUAUCAGCGGCGCCUCCUCGGGCCUCUCCACCAGCCCGCUGAGCAGCCCCCGGGUGACCCCUCACCCCUCUCCAAGGGGUAGUCCCCUCCCCACCCCUAAGGGGACGCCCGUGCACACGCCCAAGGAGAGCCCGGCAGGCACACCCAACCCCACGCCACCAUCCAGCCCCAGCGUCGGAGGGGUGCCCUGGAGGACACGGCUUAACUCCAUCAAGAACAGUUUCCUGGGGUCACCUCGCUUCCACCGCCGGAAAUUGCAGGUUCCAACACCCGAGGAGAUGUCCAACCUGACCCCGGAGUCGUCCCCAGAGCUCGCCAAGAAGUCGUGGUUUGGGAACUUCAUCAACCUGGAGAAGGAGGAGCAGAUCUUCGUGGUUAUCAAGGACAAGCCCUUGAGCUCCAUCAAAGCCGACAUUGUUCACGCCUUCCUGUCGAUCCCCAGCCUCAGCCACAGCGUCAUCUCCCAGACCAGCUUCCGGGCUGAGUAUAAGGCGACAGGGGGCCCGGCGGUGUUCCAGAAGCCGGUCAAGUUCCAGGUGGACAUCACCUACACCGAGGGCGGGGCAGCGCAGAAGGAGAAUGGCAUCUAUUCUGUCACAUUCACGCUCCUGUCAGGCCCGAGCCGCCGCUUCAAGAGGGUCGUGGAGACCAUUCAGACCCAGCUACUGAGCACACACGACCAGUCCUCCGCCCAGCAUUUGUCAGAACCCCCCCCGCCAGCGCCAGGACUAAGCUGGGGUGCUGGGCUUAAGGGCCAGAAGGUGGCCACCAGCUACGAGAGUAGCCUCUGACGCUGGCAGACACCACUAACUGUAUGGAAAUGAUGACGGGGAGGCUUUCCAAAUGUGACGAGAAGAACGGGCAGGCGGCCCAGGCCCCCAGCACGCC